Molecule: messenger RNA, 324 nt
Organism: Onychostoma macrolepis
Lineage: Eukaryota; Metazoa; Chordata; Actinopteri; Cypriniformes; Cyprinidae
Product: SLAM family member 5-like
Exons: 4
Coding region: 46-324 (92 amino acids)
Source: RefSeq, a predicted model, not a curated record
ACAAACAUCACAACUCAACAUGCAGGACGUUAUGAACUAGAGAUAAUGGGAACAAAAUGGUCAUUAAAAACAUUCAGCGUUUCUGUCUAUGCUCGUCUGCCUGUUCCUAACAUUACCAGGGACUGUUCAUCAUCAUCAUCACAGCAGAAUUGUUCACUGCUGUGUUCAGUGCUGAAUGUGGAACAUCAGGAUAAAAACACCUACAGCUGUGUGUUAAACAACAACAUCAGCAACCUGACCACACAUCUGGACAUCAGUCAACCCUGUCACACAUGUUCAGACACACACUCAAACUUCCCUCGGGGAAUCCCGCUGCCAUUUUGA